Messenger RNA from Apus apus (common swift), 3724 nucleotides. It is a transcript of the gene YDJC, whose product is annotated as YdjC chitooligosaccharide deacetylase homolog. NCBI's taxonomy places the organism in Eukaryota, Metazoa, Chordata, Aves, Apodiformes, Apodidae. Bases 1253 to 2527 code for a protein of 424 amino acids. Gene Ontology annotation, molecular function: deacetylase activity. The record is from RefSeq and is a predicted model, not a curated record. Gene Ontology annotation, biological process: carbohydrate metabolic process. The transcript has 9 exons.
CCCUCAGGUCGCCUCAGGCGGGCCCGGGCCCGGGAGGCCGGCCCGGCGCCCGUCGGGGCCCGCCGUGCUUCUGUCCUUCCCCCGAGCCCGGAGCGCUGCCAGCCCGGCUGCCGGCCCCCCAGCAGGCGACAGCCUUGAGCGCGCCCUCCCGGCAGCAAUCUUUGUGCUUCUGUCGCUGGGAGUUUGCACUUGCUGAGAGUUGGUGUCGGAGGAGAGCAGGCCAGUCUUUGAGGAAGAGGGGAUUUCCUUGAAAGUUCUGCAGAGUCCUGGCAAUCUGUGUCUGGUAACAUGGUCAGAAUCUCCCAGCUACUCUCCUUGAGUGAUACUAGUCCUUCAAGAUGAUGGGAUCUCUCCUCAGAGCUCCAGAAGAAUUAUGGUGCAUUUCCAUUCAAUCAGCUGAGAUUUUCCAGGUGCUUUCAGUGAUGCUGAGAGACAACAACAAUCGCUGUGAAAAGCACAGACUGAUGAUAUCUCCCACUCAACACUGCUAAGCUGCUCAGUGGUUUCACUUUCAUUCCGUUAGACAAAGGAUGGCUUUUCUGCAAUAAGAAAAAGCAGCCGUUGAAUGCCAGGACAAACAGGAUUUUAUGUGUCACCUGAUGGAGCCGACGCCCAGCACUGAACAACACUACCUUAGAAGCUGCCCUCCCUGGAGCUCUCCUCUGCACUUCUCCAGCCCAGCAUCAAGAGCUGUGGAGGCUUCCCGACCAAGGUUUAUGAACUGCAGCUCUGAGCUCACACCGACUGCAGGCUGCCAGCAAACCAAGCUGGGGGGGAAACAAGCAAGUUUGGAGGUCACGGAUUGAGGUACUAUCUAUCAAUGGCAUUGUUGGGAUGAUUCAUUUUGGACUGAACCAGCCACAGAGCGCAAGCUGAAUUGCUUAUCCCACCUGCAGCUCCAUGCACAAGUCUCACCGCGGGGGCCUGAAGCAGCAGAGCCUCAUCCUGGCGCUGCUGAGCGCGGCGGACACCGAGCUCCGGCGGCGCAGCCGAACCCCGGCCGCGAACGGCCCCCCCGGCGCCCGGCCUACCCUGGGCCGGGCCAGGCCGGCGCUGCGGAGCCGCCGGUCGCCGCGGGCGGGCGAGCUGCCGGCCGGGGCUGCUCAUCAGCAGCGCGGGGGCAGGGAGGACGCGCGGCGCGGGCACGACUCGGCCACCGGGGCCGUCAUCCCCCCCCACCGCGUCGGCUGCAGCCUCCCACACCUGGCGGCGGCCCCGGGCACGGGCAGGAGCGGAGGGAUGACCUCUAAGGAUGCUUCAGGUGAAGCUUAUAGUAACUGGAGAUGACUUUGGCUAUUGUCCUCGGAGAAAUCAAGGCAUCGUGGACUGCUUCCUGGCUGGUGCGGUAUCUAACGUGUCCCUUCUAGUCAACGGAAGUGCUGCAGCAGAUGCAGCCAAGCUGGCAAGGAGACACAACAUCCCAAUAGGCCUGCAUGCCAACCUCUCCGAGGGCUCUCCUGUAUGCCAGGUGCUCAAGACCAAUUCUUCUCUGCUCAACGAACGUGGAUUCUUCCAUGGGAAAAUGGGAUUCAGAACAGCUCUAUCAAAAGGUCUCCUGAUUAUGUCAGAGGUGAAGCAGGAGCUAAAGGCCCAGGUGGAGCUGUUCCGUGAGCUGACAGGUCACCUACCUCCUCACAUGGAUGGACACCAGCAUGUUCACGUCCUCCCAGAAGUCAGGCAUGUAUUUGCAGAGGUGUUAGAGGAGUAUGGGAUUAAGUACACACGUGUCCCAAUAGAGCCAGGCCUUCAUAACUGUGACUGGAUUCCACCAUCCCUGAUGGACUUUUAUCUGGGAGUAGAAGAUGACUCUUUUAACACAGUGGAUGUGUUUACAAGGCAUGGAAUAAGGUUCCUGGCAGGGAAAUCCAGAGGAAGCCCCGCACGCUCCAGGGCUACCGGAGGGAGGGGGUGGUUGCGACCUUCCCCCGGGAGGCCGCUGCUCCGGGAUCCGCCUCCCCAAGAGCACAGGGAGGAAGCGGUGGGGCCGUCCCGGGACCUGCUCAUUUAUCCCCCGCGGCACCGCCCCCCUGCUCGGGCACGCACCCACCUGGUGUCCGGGGGAGGAAGGGGCGACAAACUGACAAAAGAAACACGUACGACGGGGAAACCAAGAAAGGAGAAGAGCACGGUCAGCUCAAGUCACAAGCUGACCACCUCGAGCGGUUUCAGCAUCUGUGCCAAGAGGUACCACACCGAGCCCCCGAGGUGGCCAGACAUUUACAUAGGUUUGAGCACCAUGGGCAAGAACAUGUCUGUCAGCAGCAUCUGGAGCGCCAUCGACACGGCCCUCGUGGGGUUCACCACCAAGGCCCCCUCCCCUGCACCCCCGAGCAGGACGGUGACGAUUGAACUGAUGGUGCACCCAGGGUACCCCAGUGUCCCACCCGUUGGUGGCUGUGGGGAAGGACCAGAUGAUUUCUCACAGUCCUGGGAGCGCCUCCAUGAACUCCAGACAUUAAUUAAGCCAGAGCUGCAGAGCCAUUACAAAACCAGGAACAUUCAGCUUUGCUCAUUCAAAGAUCUUUGAGUGAACCAGCAUGUGCACCUCUGCACAUUCACUCAUACUCUGAAGACAGGCAGUUGCUAAUGUCCUGAGAAGCCAGAGCACUGUUAUCAGUGUGAUACUUCCUGGUACCACUGACAGGAGCUGGGAACAGCAUUACGAUUUUCACAGAAGAGCAACACCCCGGGAGCAGCUACAGGGAGUACCUGACUGGCAGUUUUUUAGCCCACACCAUCUGCUCUGAAUGUGACCAACCUCUCCUGCCUCACCUGCUCACGCACCUUUCCAUUGCAGCGUGGCAGCCAAGGGCCAGCCCUGCUCCCAGGGCUCAAUUCCUGCCCGAACUAUGGUGAGCAGCAGGAAGACAGGCCUUGCUGCCAGACCCAGCGGCACCACAGCACCCUCUGGGUUCUGUCAGUUCUCUUUUUGGACCUCACAGCAAAAAAAGAGAAAGAUAAUGGGGAGCAGGUGCUGCUUUGGAACAACUGCCCAGUGUAGGCUGUCCACAGGAGGCCUGAAAACAUUCAGCAUUUGGUUUUCUUAAAGCAUCCAGUCGUGGUCCCUCCCCCUUCCCCCACUGCAGGGGCACAGGCACGUUACCUGUGAGUGUUGCUCUGGGCAGAGCAGCAGGAUCACGGGUCCAGCCCAGUGGUGUCUGCAGCCACAUUCCAUGUGCAGCCUCAGCCAGCAGUGAUUACAGCUCUUCCUAUUUACGUUGCCUCUUGGCACGAAGCCACUGCAGGAAAGUCCCAUCAGCCACAGCCCUUUCAGAGAGGCUUUUCUUCUUUUUUUUUUUUUUUGAUGACUUUGCAAGAACAGCAACUGUUGACCCAUCUGCUAUUUCAGUAGCUGCACGAGGGCACAUCAGCAACUGUUCCUGUGCUGCCUCUCAGGAACAACGUGUGGGGUGGUUACAUUCCAGCUACGGGCAAGUUUUAAAGUGGACAAGCUCAUCCAUUUUUAUUCCUGUAAUCAGAGCAUUUGAACUUCAACAAGCCCUAGUAACACUGACGCAUUUCACUGCCUUCUUACCUGUAGCCCUGCUGCUCAUGUAUAAGUUUCACAUGGGAAAAAGUAUUUUAGAUUGUUUCUGCUCAUUUUCUGCACAAAAGUGAUCUAUUUAAUGUAAUUGUUUUUGUUAACUUUAAAAAAAAUAUGACGAAUUCCAAUGUGAUCAUUCUUUUAAAUGAAAAAUAAACUCAGGCCUUUUUCUACUGUAAA